Molecule: messenger RNA, 3167 nt
Organism: Phacochoerus africanus (Common warthog)
Lineage: Eukaryota; Metazoa; Chordata; Mammalia; Artiodactyla; Suidae
Gene: DUSP7
Product: dual specificity phosphatase 7
Exons: 3
Coding region: 173-1432 (419 amino acids)
Biological process (GO): protein dephosphorylation; negative regulation of MAPK cascade
Cellular component (GO): cytoplasm; cytosol
Molecular function (GO): MAP kinase tyrosine/serine/threonine phosphatase activity; protein tyrosine/threonine phosphatase activity
Source: RefSeq, a predicted model, not a curated record
AGGCCGCGGCGCGCGCGGAGGGCCGGGCGGGACGGAGGCCGGGAGGCCGGGGCGGCAGGCGUGCAGCUCGGAGGGAGGCGGGCGCCCGGAGACGCGGCUGGAGCCCGCGCGGCCGGGCCGCUGUCCCAGGGCAGGGCUGCCCGGCCCCGGCCCCGGGCCGCCCGCGCUCCCCAUGAAAAACCAGCUCCGCGGCCCCCCAGCGCGGGCGCACAUGUCGGCCUCGGGGGCGUCGGCGGCUGGGGGCACCGGGGCAGGGUCGGAGCCCGGUGCGGGGUCCGGGUCUAGCGCGGGCACGGGGGUAGGCGCGGCGACGGGCGCGGGGGCCAUGCCCUGCAAGAGCGCCGAGUGGCUGCAGGAGGAGCUGGAGGCGCGCGGCGGCGCGUCCCUGCUGCUGCUCGACUGCCGGCCGCACGAGCUCUUCGAGUCGUCGCACAUAGAGACGGCCAUCAACCUGGCCAUCCCGGGCCUCAUGCUGCGCCGCCUGCGCAAGGGCAACCUGCCCAUCCGCUCCAUCAUUCCCAACCACGCAGACAAGGAGCGCUUCGCUACGCGCUGCAAGGCGGCCACCGUGCUGCUCUACGACGAGGCCACGGCAGAGUGGCAGCCAGAGCCCGGCGCUCCCGCUUCGGUGCUUGGCCUUCUCUUGCAAAAGCUGCGCGACGACGGCUGCCAGGCCUACUACCUCCAAGGUGGUUUCAACAAGUUCCAAACAGAGUACUCAGAGCACUGCGAGACCAAUGUGGACAGCUCAUCCUCGCCAAGCGGCUCGCCACCCACCUCAGUGCUGGGCCUGGGGGGCCUACGCAUCAGCUCUGACUGCUCGGAUGGUGAGUCGGACCGAGAGCUGCCCAGUAGUGCCACCGAGUCAGAUGGCAGCCCUGUGCCAUCCAGCCAACCGGCCUUCCCCGUCCAAAUCCUGCCCUACCUCUACCUCGGCUGCGCCAAGGACUCCACCAAUCUGGAUGUGCUCGGCAAGUACGGCAUCAAGUAUAUCCUCAACGUCACGCCCAACCUGCCCAAUGCUUUUGAGCACGGGGGCGAGUUCACCUACAAGCAGAUCCCCAUCUCUGACCACUGGAGCCAGAACCUCUCCCAGUUCUUCCCCGAGGCCAUCAGCUUCAUCGAUGAGGCCCGCUCCAAGAAGUGUGGUGUCCUGGUUCACUGCCUGGCAGGCAUCAGCCGCUCAGUGACCGUCACGGUGGCCUACCUGAUGCAGAAGAUGAACCUGUCACUCAAUGACGCCUAUGACUUCGUCAAGAGGAAAAAGUCCAACAUCUCACCCAACUUCAACUUUAUGGGACAGCUGCUGGACUUUGAGCGGACGCUGGGGCUGAGCAGCCCGUGUGACAACCACACCCCCAGCGAGCAGCUCUACUUCUCCACGCCCACCAACCACAACUUGUUCCCACUCAACACGCUUGAGUCCACGUGAGGCUGGGGGCACAGGGGCAGGGAGCCAGGCCCUCCACAGGGCCUGCCAGGAGGGCCCACACCUGUUGCCUCUGGCCUGGGGAACCCGGACAUCUCCUGUGCCCAGAGGCCCGAGCUGAUGGGUGGCUGAGCUUCCCUCAUGAUCCGGGGAGGGGGCAGCCCACAGCAAGGCCUCCCCUGGCAGGACUUUCUGGACGGGCCCUCGGCUCUCAGGCACAGGGCUUUGGGAGUCCAGCUGGGGCUCGUUCCUGUCCCAGGACACUCCUUUCUGCUGACAGCCCAGACAGUUUGGCUCUGUUUUUAAAGACGCAUCCAUGGACUUGAGAUUACCUUUUACUUUUGGCAGGUAAAUCCGAGCUCCCUGGAGCACAGAGAGUGUUCAAGCUCUUCUUGAUUUUUCUUUUUUUAAUGAAAAGUGUUAUUUUCAGGCUCCAUGCAACAGUGGAUUGUAUAAACCAGUAUUUCAUCCCUUUCUUGAUCCUACUGAGAGAGAGAAGUGUUCUCAGUUUUGUUUUUCUAUUUCCAAAAGCAAUUCUUGGGUUUUUGUUUUUAAUGGAAAAGACAAACCCCGUGUUGAUCUUGACCAAAUGCGUUUUGCACACGUGUGAAGCCUCCGUUUCUGCAGUGGCCCUUCUUAAAGAGGUGGCUCUGCUCUCCCUGCGUCGGACUCCCAGUCGUGCCCUCACCUCCCACCUUGGCCCAGCCCGACUUGGCACUGCACUUACCUGCAAUGACUGCCGCAAGUUGUGAGUGGCGGGCUGGACGGGUGGCCUUUGCAUUCUCUGCCCUCUCGUGGUCCCUGCAGAUGGCCUGAGGCAGGAGAUGGGGGCCAGCAUGGUCCUGCUGGAGGUGGGGCCACGGGAGACUGCCAAGCAGUAGCAUUAGCCCUCUGGGUUCAGCCUCGAAGCAGGCCUGGGCCCUGGGCCCUUUUCUAUACGUACCCACUACUUCUGUCUCUUUCUCUGUUUGUAGCUGAGAGUGGAGGCCCCGCGGCUGGGGCAGUGUAGGUGGUGGGGCCCAGCCCUGCCUCCCAAGUCUCCUCCUUACCCUGGCCGUUGCAUUGGUUCAGCUGCCACUCCCAGCCCCCUUGUCCCUUGGAAGCCUGCCCUGUGCUCAUCUUGUCCACACCUCCUACUGAGAAACUUGCAGCCAUUUCAAUCCCAGGGCAGGGGGAUGGCGAGGAUGGACAAGGAAAGGGUUGUGAGGCUCUGUCCACCCCCUACCCUUUGUCCACAGAACAAAGCCACGGAUUCCGUUAGCCGCCUCCAGUUCUGUUCCUUCUCCAGCCUCUGUUCUCCCAGGUGUCAGGACUGCAUGGGGGCCCGGGAGGGGUGAGGGGGUUGGCUGGGGUCCCUGAGCGAGCCAGCACUCAGCGUGUGAGCGAGGCCACGGAAACUCCGCCCCCACCGCAUCUUACCUCACAGGGGUGGCUUUCAGGGAUUCUUUAAGGCAGCAGAUGAAAAUCUUGCCACAGCCGAGAAAUUGACAAAAAGCUUCCAUGCUGUACAUGGUUCUCUUUCUCUCUCUUUUUUAUCUUUGAAAAGAAAAACCCAGAAAGAUGCAUCAGAUUUGUGUAAAUGAGGGUAUGCCAAAAGGGUGGCCAGUUUUGCUUUAUGAUCUUAUGAAGGAAAAUUUGUGACCCUACAUAUAUAUACACAUACAUACAUAUAUAUAUAUCCCGAACCAGCAACGGGACUUUGUUUAUAUUGCAAAUAAAUAUUAUUUUUUCUUUAAAA